Molecule: messenger RNA, 996 nt
Organism: Paramuricea clavata
Lineage: Eukaryota; Metazoa; Cnidaria; Anthozoa; Malacalcyonacea; Plexauridae
Source: the annotation of a GenBank genome assembly
AUGUUAAGUGGAUUCUGGAUACAAGCAUUCCUCACUGUAGUCUGUGUAUUUCUUUUAUACACGCUUUCAAAGAUUAUAAGAUACCUCACUGGCGAUGCGAGGGUAUUGUCGUCACCAAACUCAGCUGGUUCAAACCGACGUCGACUUGGUCAUUUCGAAGAAAUUUUCGAUAUGCUUUCCCUGGAUAAAUCUGGUAGCACAAAUAUAUGUGUGUCGAUAUCAACAACAUCAAAACAGAGCCUGGUAUACCAGCACGUAUACGACGCUCUGGUGCUGUUAUCCAAACGACAGCCGAUGCUUCGAGCAGUGAUUGCAACUAUGGCGAACGGAGAUAGAUAUUUCGAAAUCAAGGAAAUCAAUGAAGUGAUUACAAUGUUAGACAUUACUACUUCUGAUGUAAAUGCUUCUGACUGGCAAAGUGUUUGGUUUGAAUAUACAGUAAAACCGAGAGGAAAUGGUCUGUUAUGGCGAGUCGUAAUAUUACAAGAGGAAUUCAUGCAGGAUACUAAGGAUUAUGCAAAUACCUUAAUGUUUAACUUCAACCAUUCCUGUAUUGAUGGCGUGUCCUCUGUGAAGUUUUGCGAGCAAUUUCUUAAUUAUAUGAAUAAACUUGGAAACGGUACCAGCUCUGCUGACGAAGAAAUCUCGAGCCUAGAUCUGCUGCCAUAUUACCACGAAAUAGUCACACGAGGUCGUAUUUGGCAUUCAUUGUUUAAUUUUAUACUGGUUUAUUAUGGCCUAAAACCGGUCAUGAAGUUUUGCAUGGAAAAAAUGUUGAAUCGUGUUAUACAAAAGAGGCCGAAUAAUCCGUAUCAUGCACAGUUUCCUCGGAACUCAGAAAUUUCUACUGUCGUACCAUGCAAGCAGCAACAUCUACGUUUUCCCCACCUUUAUCUGAACGUACCCUUGACGGAAGUCCGAAUUCUGCAACACUUUCAAGAAACAAUUGCAGAACAGUUUCUGCCCUGUUGUUGUCGGAUGCUUUCAAGAAUAUAG